Triticum dicoccoides is the source of this 2362-nucleotide messenger RNA. RefSeq names its product putative FBD-associated F-box protein At5g38570. Bases 427 to 1653 code for a protein of 408 amino acids. Lineage: Eukaryota; Viridiplantae; Streptophyta; Magnoliopsida; Poales; Poaceae. The transcript is spliced from 5 exons. Gene Ontology annotation, molecular function: protein binding. The record is from RefSeq and is a predicted model, not a curated record.
UUUUAUUAGGAUCCAGUUGAGAGCCACAUACCUAGGCGGGCCUCCUCUUCCUCCUCUGCCCGCCGAUUAGCCUGCGACGGCGCUGUGCUGCGUCGAGGCGACGGGUCAAACUCGCCGUCGAACCUCGCCCCCCGUGCCUGCGACCGCACCCUAGCCUUCGCCCCUUAUCCGGCCUACGGCGUUCCCCUUCCCUCUCGGCGCGAAGGGAGAGAGGGUUCACAGUCCUCGGCCGCUCGCUCCUCGCCUGUACCCAUCGCGCGUGGAGCCGGUGAGGGUCUCGUGGACGGGCACGACGUGGGAGGAGGACUUGGGAUCCGCCAAUAUCCAGUAACGGAGGAGGACGGGAGAAAUCCUCUUGCUCUCCCAGUUCGGUUGUUCCCCGCGAUUGCCGGCGACCGGCGCCUUCAGCUGUCCGCGAGUUGAGGAAUGCUCGAGAUGGCUGCCGUUAGUGACAAAGACCCUUUUGGAGACCUCCCUGACGAGCUCCUAUGGCGAGUGCUAUCCUUCCUGCCGGCGGACGAUGCCCUGCAGACCUGCGUGCUCGACACCCGGUGGCGUGACCUCUGGAGGCACGCGACCAGCCUGCUAUUCGUCUUCGAUGGGCCAACGUUCCCACGAUACAAGCGUUUCGAACAGUUGGUGAAGCUGGUCAUCCAUCUCCGCGGGAACUCGGCUCUCAUCAGGUGCGAGAUUGAUGCAUAUCCCCAUGAUGAGCCGGAGGAUACAUUCACAAACACCAGGCUGUUGAUUGACUACGCUCUGGCAUGCAAAGCUGAGGAGCUCGUGGUAAGAGCUGCGGUGUUCGAUGUGCCUCUCAGUCUCAUCUCUCGACAUCUCAGGACCAUACACCUUGAACGGGUGAACCUUUACUGCUCUGACCUGAAGUUCUCAGGCUGCCCAGUCUUAGAGGAUCUAACAAUUCAAUUCUGCAAUAUUCAUGCACGCAAGAUGUCAUCCAAAUCACUAAAGCGCCUAUUCAUCAUCGAUUGUUGUUCUUUACCUGACAUCGUGCGCCUUCGGAUUUGUGCCCCGAGUCUCAUCUCACUGCAGCUAGAGGAUUUUGAAGGCUUGACACCUUUUCUUGAAAACAUGCCAUUGUUAGAAACUGCCCAUGUUAAUCUUGACGAUGGAUGUCAUGAUCACUGUCGCAGUAAUCGGGGGGUUUGUGAUAAUUUUUUCUGUGGUUGUCAUACUUAUCCUGUCAAGGAGGGGGUGCUUCUCAAUAGUUUGUCCAAUGCUGCUAAGUUGGACUUGAUAGCUUUACCUAAAAUGUUUCUGUACAGAUGGGAUUUGAAAUGGUGCCCCGUCUUUGGCGAAUUAAAGACUCUGUUACUCAAUGAGUGGUUUACGGCUGUUGACCUUGUUUGCAUUCUCCGACACUCUCCAGUUCUUGAGAUACUCACUCUUCAGCUUGAUAACACCGAGAACAUUGUAGGAGCAACAGGAGCCCAAGAAACAAUAACACAAUCAUUUGUGUGUGAACACCUAAAGUUCGUUUACAUUGAAUGUGAAAAGGUUGAUGAGGGAGUUGGUUUAAUCUUGAAUAUCUUAAGUUCAUGCGGCAUACUUCAUGAGCAAAUUAGCAUCAAGGAGGAUCCACAUUCAGACUCAGAUUAUUCAUCCACUGAUAGCGACUCCACUGAUAGUGACUAAGAUGAGUGGUCGGUCAUGAUGUUCGCCUGAAGACUUCUGUUUCUCCGAAGAAUCUGCAAUGGUGGCCAUGUGUUGGCCGUUAGCCUUUGACCGUGACGUUCUUUUUUUGCUUCCCAUCUUUGGUCUCUGCUGGAAAUCUGUCCUUGUGGUUUGGUUGGUGCAACUUAACAAGACAUUUUGCACUUUGUCAGGAAUCUGCCAGGAAUCUAAAUGAUGGUUGGAACGUGGCUAUGUUUCUGUAAUCUGCUGGUAAUCAAAAUGGUGCUUACAUACAUAUUUUGUAGAUCAUCAAUAUGUUACUAGUAUUGUAAAUGCAUCUCUUAUGUCCCUGUGCGUCAUCAGUAUACACGGGAACUGUACAUGCUUCAGAAAUCAUGGGUGUCCAUGUGCGCUUAUAAUCCUGGGUGAGGUAGCGAAGUAAGUUUCCUCUUGAUAUGUUGAAGAUUGUGGGAACAUCACUAUCAUUUCAAUCUGAAGAAACGGUCGCGUUGCUGCUUGAGUGUCACCUCAGAAGAAGUUGAAGUUCAAAUUAUCAUUCCGUUUCAAUGUUUCAUCCUGGUCUUGAAGCCGGGAAUGUGGUUCUGUACCUCUUGUAUCUGCCUAGUCUGAAACUUGCUGUCUUUCUUCUGAUUCUGGUCAUCUUGUGCUGAGUAUGAUGGUUUGUAACUUGUAAGUCUCUGAUUUGAUAUCUACAGAUAUACGUACUCCA